GCUCUCACCAGUCUACCAGACAAUCUCGCUGGUAGUUGGUAGUGCCUGUUUUUAUUAUUAUUGCUGGUGUUCUUACAGCUAAUGCCAGUAAAUAUAAUUUGCCUAGAUAAUUUCUAUCAGUUUUCAAAGCAGUCGACAAAAUAAAUCCAAAAGAAUCGACUGCAUUUCACAGCGGAACUGAAUUGACAGGUGAAUCAUGGACCGGAGUUCGAAAUUACUUUUAGUGAAAAUAAUAAUAGACUUCACUUCUGUGGCUAUUGUUGGCUUCACGGUUCUCGGAUUCUACUUGUUCGGUCAACCCUACCAGCGAGGAUUUUUUUGCAAUGAUGAAUCGCUUAUGCAUCCUUACCGAGAGUCGACGGUCACCAAUACCAUGCUCUACAUUGUUGGAAUUUUUCUUCCUAUAUGUGUGAUACUUUGUGGUGAAUUUCUCUACGCUAAAAAUACCAACGGACAGUCAUCGGUGGUAUUAUUUGGUCGAGUAAUACCUCGCUGGGUGGUAUUGGCCUAUCACAAGAUAGGGUCGUUUGCAUUUGGAGCGGUGGCUAAUGUAUUGACCACUGACGUAGCCAAAUAUGCGAUUGGAAGACUACGCCCACACUUUAUAGAACUCUGCAAGCCAAGUAUAAAUUGCAGCUUGCCGAUAAAUCAUCAUAAGUUUAUAGAACACGAUCAAUUUACAUGCACUGCGUCAAACGUCACCAAGAGACUGUUGAAAGAAGUCAGAUUGUCGUUUCCGUCAGGUCACUCAUCAUUCUCUACCUACGUUAUGAUUUAUCUUGUUCUGUAUUUACAAUUGAGAAUAACAUGGAAAGGUAGUGUGAUAUUCAAACACUUUGUUCAGCUCAUUCUUAUCUUGCUGGCAUGGGCAACGGCAAUGUCAAGGGUUUCCGACUACAAGCAUCACUGGAGCGACGUUCUUGUGGGAAUGCUUAUCGGUGUAAUCGUUUCCUUGAUUACUGUAUUUGGGAUAGCGGAUUUAUUCGAGGAGAGACGAGAAUCUGGGAUAACAAAUGCCGGUCACGGUGAUAAGUCGCGUGCAAUGGAGUACGAUGCUGAAACGACAAUGCAGGAUGAAUCACGUCCAUUGAAAAACUUAGAAACUUCUUACGGUGGAAUACAAAUCACUCAACAACAUACUCGAAAAACUAUCACUGGAUUUUGAAAAAGCUGAAAAACGAGCCAAUAAGUCAGCAGACUACGUCCGCAAACUAAGCGAAGUUAUUAUAAAAUAUGAAAGAGACAUGAAAAAUACCACAGCCUCUAGUCUAUAACCUUGAGGUUAUAAUAUAUGUCUUAAUUAAUCAUUAAAAAGGUUCAUUACUUGAAAAGUUGGAGACAAAUAAAAGUCUUGAUCAAUUGGGAAAGGCAUUCGAUAAUUCAAAUUGUGAAUCAAUUUGUAUCGUUUAGUUCUAGCGACACGCAUUGGAUAGUACAUUGUUAUUUCGUGACUCGAAGUCACAUCACGGGAUCUUUUGGAGUUGAAUUGAUGUCACAAGAUAAAUAGAUAGAUAUUUAUAAAGAAGAAGAGCAUCGUACUUACCAUCAUUCACUGGAGGAUACGUGUAUUAGUGCUGACCAGAAAUUUCGAUACAAUGUCUAAAAAAAUUAUUUGUUUAUUUGAUGUCGAUGGUACUUUAACUAAACCACGCUUGAAAAUUGAGCCGCAUGUUGAAAAAACAUUACACGAAAUAU
Messenger RNA from Cotesia glomerata, 1695 nucleotides. RefSeq names its product phosphomannomutase. The record is from RefSeq and is a predicted model, not a curated record. Lineage: Eukaryota; Metazoa; Arthropoda; Insecta; Hymenoptera; Braconidae. Gene Ontology annotation, cellular component: cytosol. Gene Ontology annotation, biological process: phospholipid dephosphorylation; phospholipid metabolic process; signal transduction. Gene Ontology annotation, molecular function: phosphomannomutase activity; phosphatidate phosphatase activity. The transcript has 14 exons. Bases 197 to 1165 code for a protein of 322 amino acids.